GGGGCCGAGCGCGCAUCCUCCGUCUCAUUUGGCCGCGAGGUGCGGCUGCGACUCCUGCAAUAGAGCUGCACCUCCUGAGCCUCGUUUCCUCGGACCCCUGCUUUCUCCUUUCCUCCCCCUUCCUAAAGGAGUCCGCAUCCCUUCGCCGCACGCCUGGGAAGGCCUUGCGUUUCCUGUUCUGUCUCUACCUCGGGGCGGCUGGCAGCUCUCCCCCACCUUCAGCAGAGGAACGCAGCUUUGAUGACCCAGCGUGAGGUUCUUGCCUGUGGACUGUAAAGAUCAACUAGUUUGAAAAUGGAACAAGAAACAGCAGGUUCUUCUCGAAAUACCGAACAGUCUAUUAUCUCAGAGGAGUUAAUUUCAGAAGGAAAAUGGGUCAAACUUGAAAAAACAACUUACAGAGAUCCUACUGGUAAAACAAGAACGUGGGAGACCGUGAAGCGGACAACCAGGAAAGGCCAGUCGGCUGACGGUGUGGCAGUCAUCCCUGUGCUGCAGAGAACCCUUCACUACGAAUGCAUCAUUCUGGUGAAGCAGUUCCGACCCCCGAUGGGGGGCUACUGCCUAGAAUUCCCUGCGGGUCUCAUUGACGACAACGAAAGCCCAGAAGCAGCUGCUCUUCGGGAACUCGAGGAGGAAACUGGCUACAAGGGCGACGUUGCUGACUGCUCUCCAGCUGUGUGCAUGGAUCCAGGCUUGUCAAACUGUACCGCACACAUCGUGACCGUAACUAUCAAUGGAGAUGAUGCUGAAAAUGUAAGGCCUAAGCCAAAGCCAGGAGAUGGAGAAUUUGUGGAAGUAAUUUCCUUACCAAAGAAUGACCUGCUGAAUAGACUUGAGGCUCUGAUAGCUGAAGAACAUCUGACGGUGGACGCCAGAGUCUAUUCCUACGCUCUGGCAUUGAAACACGCAAACACGAAGCCGUUUGAGGUGCCCUUCCUGAAGUUUUAAGGCCGAAGGACAGUAGCCGUCCUUUUGUAAACAGGACACCAGGCCUCCUUCACUGAGACUUCAUAAUCAGCUUAGUUGUAAUGGAGAUUUGAAAUUAGCUCUUUCUUAAAAUAAAACAACACAGAAUGCA
Molecule: messenger RNA, 1081 nt
Organism: Cervus elaphus (red deer)
Lineage: Eukaryota; Metazoa; Chordata; Mammalia; Artiodactyla; Cervidae
Gene: NUDT5
Product: nudix hydrolase 5
Exons: 11
Coding region: 295-951 (218 amino acids)
Biological process (GO): ribose phosphate metabolic process; nucleoside phosphate metabolic process
Cellular component (GO): nucleus
Molecular function (GO): ADP-ribose diphosphatase activity
Source: RefSeq, a predicted model, not a curated record